UAACAAAAGGUCUGGAAGACGUUGACGUAAGCCGCUCCCUGCCAGCGAGGUGACGUCAGAGGGCGUGUCCAAACGAAGGAGAGAGGGGAGUCGACGAUGGGAGACAGUUUUCACGAGCAGCUGAUAGAGGACAGCGCCUUCCUCAAAUCGGACCGCAGACUGGACACAGAGCUGGUGGACAAACUCAUUCUGCAGCUCAACAGAAUCUACCCGCAGAUCCUCACAGACAGGGAGGCCACCAAAUUCCGAAACUUGGACGUGCCCACUGGUUUUCGACUGGGUGAGCUCCUGACACAUCUGCAGGGCAAAGGCGAGGAAGCAUGCAGGGAGUUUUACAGGGCUCUCCACUUGCAUGUAGAGGAGGUAUACUACAGCUUGCCCACACGGCUCCGCCUGAGAGAUUCCUUGGAUCCACUUGUAUAUCCAUGUGUGUACCAACAGAGACAUGUUCUGAACGACAGAGGUCCCCUCUUCUUUCUGGGCUGUUUCGGUGUUGCCGUGGGAAUGGCUUUACUCUAUUACUACAGUGAAGCUAAAGUGACGGGAGGCAGUCGGGCCCUUGGGAUGGCUGCUCUGGGUCUGAAAAGAAAAGCUCAGGAGGUUCUUAUUUGGUACACCGAAGGCAGCCUCAUGAAUUAGGGUGUGAUUCCUUCGCACCAGGUGCUUCAACAGUACUGCUAAAUUGAAUACUGUUCAUACCAAAGCACAGCACACUGUAUCUUUUCAAAGGUUCAGUACAAAUUUUAUACAUAGUUUUAUAUAUUAUUUUGUUACAUUUGGUGCUUUGCUCCUCUUUUCUUUCAUGGUUAUGUCUCUUUAAAUACGGUAAAGUAAUGAAUACAUCCGAAUUAAAUCAGGAACAAGAAGAUUAAAUGAUGUCUUUUACAAACUAAAAAAAAACUGAUUGUAUUGUUGACAAAAUGAGGCAUGAAAUAACUAAGUACUGACACUGGGGACAUUCUUGGCUAUAUAGGACAUUUUAUGUCACUACAGAAAAGUAAGCCUGCAGUUAAUCAGUAUAUUUUGGUGUGUGACUCAGACCGGCCUCAUUUUCUACCUUAGUCGGAUUCUUACACACUUAAACUAUUGUUUGUAGUGUGCUGAACCACGUACAUUUAUUUGGGUAAUGAAGAAUUAUGCUGCCUUAUCUGCUUAGUCACCACUGAUAUCAAGCAUAUUAAAAUAAUUUCAAUGUCCACGAUCGCCAUCCUACGGCCAGUAGAGGAGCUACAGCACCAAACAUAGUUUGAUUUGUGUCGGUUUCAAAAGAGCUUCUUGAAAUUCUGGUUUUCACAUAUAGACAAAAGAGAGAGAGAGAGAGAUUAUUCCGGUGGACAGAUAGAAACCACAUCGAGCAGGGGCUGCGUGGUGGUAUUUCAGACGAGUUCGUAGUGAGCUUUGAAAUCACGUGAUUGCUUCAACCAAUAAUAUCCCGCCCUACCAGCGCAGUGCAUUGUAGGUAGCAUUACGACCAAAAACGAACCAAAAUAUACAAACAUCGAAGAAUUGUAAUGAUGAAGCGUAUCCACCGAUCAUCCGGAUUUAAAGGAAACACACACGUUGUGUUUUGGAGAUGUGUAGAUUUAACGCUCAUAAAUCAGGAAAUGCACCAUAAGUGAAACCACGUUGAAUAAUUGCGUGAAUAUAAGGUGACGUUUCCCUGGUUAAGGGUGUGUUGUAUGAAAGGAGAGAAGGUUAGCACUCCCCUUGACAAGGAUGGAAUUGGCCCCUGUGGCCUGCAACACAUAUACGGUUAAGGCACUGCCACUUACUUCGUGGCAUCUCUAACCAUGUUUUU
Messenger RNA from Xiphias gladius (swordfish), 1798 nucleotides. It is a transcript of the gene card19, whose product is annotated as caspase recruitment domain family, member 19. Gene Ontology annotation, cellular component: mitochondrion. The record is from RefSeq and is a predicted model, not a curated record. The transcript is spliced from 6 exons. Bases 97 to 639 code for a protein of 180 amino acids. Lineage: Eukaryota; Metazoa; Chordata; Actinopteri; Istiophoriformes; Xiphiidae.